This is a messenger RNA of Diceros bicornis minor, 1483 nucleotides long. It is a transcript of the gene KCNA7, whose product is annotated as potassium voltage-gated channel subfamily A member 7. The transcript has 2 exons. Lineage: Eukaryota; Metazoa; Chordata; Mammalia; Perissodactyla; Rhinocerotidae. Gene Ontology annotation, molecular function: protein binding; delayed rectifier potassium channel activity. Gene Ontology annotation, cellular component: membrane; voltage-gated potassium channel complex. Gene Ontology annotation, biological process: protein homooligomerization; potassium ion transmembrane transport. The coding region runs from base 83 to 1447 and encodes 454 amino acids. The record is from RefSeq and is a predicted model, not a curated record.
CGGCGGCGGCCGAGGCGGGGCCGGGCCGGGUCGGGCGUCGGGGCCACACGUCCGUCCGCGGGUCGCCGGGGCUGCGCUCGCCAUGGAGCCGCGGUGCCCGCCGCCGUGCGGCUGCUGCGAGCGGGUGGUGCUCAACGUGGCCGGGCUGCGCUUCGAGACGCGGGCGCGCACUCUGGGCCGCUUCCCGGACACGCUGCUCGGGGACCCGGUGCGCCGCAGCCGCUUCUACGACGGCGCGCGCCGCGAGUACUUCUUCGACCGGCACCGGCCCAGCUUCGACGCGGUGCUCUACUACUACCAGUCGGGCGGGCGGCUGCGGCGGCCGGCGCACGUGCCGCUCGACAUCUUCCUGGAGGAGGUGGCCUUUUACGGGCUCGGCACGGCGGCGCUGGCGCGCCUGCGCGAGGACGAGGGCUGCCCCCUGCCGCCCGAGCGCCCCCUGCCCCGCCGCGCCUUCGCGCGCCAGCUCUGGCUGCUCUUCGAGUUCCCCGAGAGCUCGCAGGCCGCGCGCGUGCUCGCCGUCGUCUCCGUGCUCGUCAUCCUCGUCUCCAUCGUCGUCUUCUGCCUCGAGACGCUGCCCGACUUCCGCGACGACCGCGACAGCCCGGGGCUCGCCGCGGUGUCCGCCGCCGGCCUGUUCCCUGCUCGGCUGAAUGGCUCCAGCCAGCUGCCUGGACCCCCGCCUCGCUUAGAUGACCCGUUCUUUGUGGUGGAGACGCUGUGCAUCUGUUGGUUCUCCUUCGAGCUGCUGGUGCGCCUGGCGACCUGCCCGAGCAAGGCAGCCUUCUUCAAGAACGUGAUGAACCUCAUCGAUUUCGUGGCCAUCCUGCCCUACUUUGUGGCACUGGGCACUGAGCUGGCCCGGCAGCGGGGGGUGGGCCAGCCGGCCAUGUCACUGGCCAUCCUGCGAGUCAUCCGACUGGUGCGCGUCUUCCGCAUCUUCAAGCUGUCCCGGCACUCAAAGGGCCUGCAGAUCUUGGGCCAGACACUACGAGCCUCCAUGCGCGAGCUGGGCCUCCUCAUCUUCUUUCUUUUCAUCGGUGUGGUCCUCUUCUCCAGCGCAGUCUACUUUGCCGAGGUCGACCGGGCAGACUCUCAUUUCACCAGCAUCCCUGAGUCCUUCUGGUGGGCGGUGGUCACCAUGACCACAGUCGGCUAUGGAGAUAUGGCACCCGUUACUGUGGGUGGCAAGAUAGUGGGCUCUCUGUGCGCCAUUGCCGGCGUGUUGACCAUUUCCCUGCCUGUGCCGGUCAUUGUCUCCAACUUCAGCUACUUUUACCAUCGGGAGACAGACGACGAAGAGGCCGCAAUGUACAGCCACGUGGACACGCAGCCCUGUGGCCCACUGGAGGGCAAGGUCAAUGGGGGGUUGGUGGAUGGAGAGAUGCCUGAGCUACCACCUCCACUCUGGGCUCCGCCUGGGAAACACAUGGUCACCGAAGUGUGAGGGACAGUUGAGGUCUGCAGGACCUCACAUUUCCCU